UUCACACUCUGCUACAGUAAAAAGCCUGAUUUCCAGGAAUUACCCUGCUGGAUUUGGAACACCGAUGGGAACCCCCCCACCCACCGGAUGGCCAGGGCUGCAUAAAAAGGGGCUGGGAUGGGCUUCUCCCAGCCCGGGAGCUGCCGGGACCGGAGGGAGAAGGGUUUCGAGCCUUUCCUUCCUGCUGCUCUUCCUCCUGAGUGCUCAAGGGGUUCCCAUCUUCUUCUCCACACCCACCGUGUACCCCAGGCCUGCUGCUGUGCUGUGUCCCCUGAGCUGGGGCCCUCGGCUGCCCGUGUCGGCUGGGAAGCCAAGGCUGGGAGCAACGGGAGCAUCUGCUGUGAGCCAUGGCUUUGCAGGAGGACACACAGGAGGGGGAUGCAAAGGCCCAGCUCCUGGCAGAGGCACUUGAGAAGGAAGGACUGGAUGCUGGAUACUGGGUGCCCAAAGUGACACAGAUCUUGGGAAUCAAGUGCAGAGAAGCCCUGCAACAUCUGGAAUAUGAAGACUACCUCAGGCUGGAGUGUGAGGUACGGCACCCCUGGGAGAAAAAGGCACUCCAGAAACUCCUGAAAAUAACAGAUGACAAAAUGACCACUAAAGGGGUGCAGAAGGAGCACUUGGAGAAGACAAAACAGAGACAAGAUGAGGCCAAAAAAGCUCUGAAGGAUCUGACAGAAAUGCUCAACAGCCACAGCCACAGCCAGGAUGCUCUGAGGGAGAAAGCAGAGACUCUGUGGCGAGCCAUGGAGAUUCCCAAAGAGUUCUGGCCACCAGCAGAGAAACCCUUGGCAGAUAUGCUGGAGAGCAUCCAGAAGCAGCUGGAGCAGCAGGAGCAGUCAGCAAGCAGGAGGGAGAACAUCCCUGACACAGAGGUGCUGAGGAGGGCGUCAGGGGGACUGGCCCUGCAGGGCAUCUACAGAACCAGCAGCCCUGAAGAUGUGCUGGCAAAGCGAGAGCAGCUCCUCAGGGUUCCUGAGGGAUUCCAGCUCGCCGGUCCGGAGCAAGGUUCGCUGCUUGAGAGGAAGGAGUUCUCCUCCUCUGCAGCAGAAUCCACUUUCACCAAGUCCAUGGAGCAGCUGGGGCUCAGCAUGAGCAUUUCUGCUAUCUUCUGGAAGCUCCUUCUGAGAGGAAGUAUAGAUCACAGCAGCUUCUCGCAGUCACAGGACACCCACCAGUCCCGCUCUGAGCAGAGCUACUUUUGCACCACCAAGUACCAGUACAUCCCUCUGGCCUCCUGCUACUUCCAAAGGCAUCAGCUUCGCCUCUCGGAUGCGGCUCUGCGGGAGCUGCAAGGCAUGGAGCAGCUUUUGAGCUUCAGUCAGGAAGGAGACAAGGCCAUCUUCCGAAAGAUGUGUGAGAGCUUCUUCAGCAGGUUUGGGUCCCACAUAAACCAGGGUCCCCUCCACUUUGGGGGGAUAUUCUGGUGGAAGGCGUCUACAGAAGGAUUCCGAGCCGAGCAGCAGGAAGAGAUAAAACGACAAACUUCUGAAGCACUGAACAGCUUUGUUGGGGCCAGCUGGGGUGGCUUUGGGGCCAGUGUAGAAGGGACCCUGGAUGUUUCCAAAUCCAGCUCACAGGCUUCUGUCCUGGGGAGAGCCAGAGAGAGUUCUCAUACAGCGAUUCAGCUCUACGUGGCCAACACAGGGGGCCCAGCAGACACAGCUUCCCUUCCUCAGUGGAAAACGGGGCUCGUGUCUGAUAACACAACGUGGUGCGUUAUCGACCGUGGCUUUCAGCUGAUCCCAGUGUGGGAAGUCAUCCUGUGCAAUCACUGUGGGGAUUUUAAGUCUGUUGGUCAGAUGAGCAGAGCCCUCAGGGCUGCAUACAAAGCGCUGACGAAUCAGAGCAUUGGCUCCGUUUUUGGAGAGGAAGUGGACAGUGCAGUGCAAGAGGCCAGAGAUUUCAUGGGGAUUGUGAAGGCCUGGGAGGUGGCAAAAAUGGAUGAAAGGAAGCUGCUCAUGCUGAUGGAGCUAAAAGAUGAUCUGAGUGCAAAAACCCAGAACCCCAGUGUGUGGAUCAACGUGUGCCUGUCGGACAAAGCCCUGCAGGACCUCCUUGUGAACACCGUGCGGAGCUGCCAGGAGUCACCUCCAGAAAAUAGCACAUCUAUCAAGGUAAAGUUAAGAAGCCUCCUGAAUCCUCAUAUCUACUCUGUCAAGGACUUCCCUGAAGCUUCCUUCAUUAUGGAAUGGAUCUUCCAGACUGAGCAAUCACUUCUCAGAUCUCCCAAAGUUUCUGAGCUACUAGAGCUCAUCCAAACACUGCAGCAAAUGCAGGAGCACAUCCAUGCUGUCACCUAUGCACCAGGAAGCUCUGCUUCUGCUGUUCAUGAAGCAAAGAUAAAAGCCACCCAGACCAGCAGCCUGGCCAUUUAUUCCUUACUCCAGUCUCUCAAGGAACAGGCUCAGAAGGACAUGGAACUGUUGGUGCUCUUGAUUGCGACCAGCACAGGGUACCAGGUGGAAAGCAGCACUUUUCAGCACCUCCUUGGACACCCAGAAAUUCAGUACAUGGCCAAGGAAAUGGAAGCGGCACAUGAGGAGUACGUGAACCUGAAGGAGCAAGAUGCCGACAGAGCUGAGGCCUUCCUCCUGCUGACGGGUCUGACCGUGACAUCUGAAAGUCAAGAGCUGUCCCUUGAGAAAAAGAGGGAGCGUUUAGUUUUCAUGGAAGAUCACAUGAAAGGCUUGUGGUCCACACGGAUAAAGAAUCUCCUCCAAAAGCACCAUGGAGACGAAGACUGGGAGAGGCUGGAACGGGACUUGGACUCCUUGAUCAGUGGGUGCUUGGAUGACAAAUGGGAUGAACAGAGGUUACAGAAUAUAGUCAAAGACCUGGAAGACACUCUUCCAACACCUGAGGCCCUGAGUCAUUCCCAGUCCAAGUCAGAAAGUAGUGAAUCCAGAGAAAAUGAAGCCAUUACAAACCAGGAGUUCCUGCAGUUGCUCAAGCGCCUUGGACUGGAAAGUCACUAUCCAAGAAAAAUGGGGAUGGGAGAUUUCCACACCAUCUGCAAGACAUCUCUGCAAGACAGCCAGCCCAGCAGGGACAAGGAACUGCCAUUAUGCUUCUUGCAAAAGCUUUUAACUGUGGAUUACCAGGUGAGGUACCUGACUUGCUGGGAUGACAGCAACCCAAAACUUACAGGUCUUCCACAAGCCACAGCCAAAGAGAACCAACACUCAGACACCUUUGAACAGUUUUUUGGUGAUUGGGAGGAAGCAGCCCCUGAAUGUGCAAGCAGGGACAGCCAUGUGCACCCCAUGGACCUGCAGAUGGCCAUUUUCCAUUGUGCUGAUGACUUCCUGAGACAGACCCUGGCAACCAAGCUGGCCUUCUGCCAACUGGCUCUGCCUCUGCUGGUGCCCAACCCGAGCACUUCACUCAUCGAGUUCCCGCUCUACGCACUCAGCCAAAUCCAAAGGAGCUGGAAAGAGGUGGACAAGUCAGGAAAGCCGGCCCAAACAAAGAGUUACAACAACAAACUCAUCUUUCAGGCACAGACACCCAUCGUGUCCUUCAUCCGCAUUGGCAGCUCGGCCUCCUCUUCCAAGUCCCAGCUCUUGAACGCUCUGCUGAGCAAAUGCAAACAUGACACUUUCUUCCACCGCCACUGCAAAGGCAGCACCAGAGAGCGUUUGCUGAUGGAAGGGCUGGUGGAGAUCGCCUGGUACUGCCCUGGUGGAAGCCCAAAUGACACCUUUGAGUGCUGUGUGGCUUUCUGUAACCUGCAUGGAGACGCCAGGGAUCACGGAGCACAGCUGCAGUUCCUGCAGGAGGUAUCUGCUGUCAACGUGGCUCUUGUGUCUGAUUGGGAGCACAUGGACAACAGGGGGAAAAAGCUGCUGCAGGACCUGUUGCAAUCACAAAGGCCUUUGGUUUGUCUUCUCACAGAAAUAGAGAAUGCUGCAGCUGGACAAGUCGGCAAAAAAAUAAAAAUAGGGAUGAAGAACAGAAACGAAGCAGAACUGAUGGAGGAGCUGACCAAGACAAUUGGGAAUCUCCUGGAAGGUUCUAAUCCAUGUUUCAGCCUGGAGGCCUGCGUGGACAAAGCUCGCCAGCAUGGAUUCAUAGUGGAUGCAGAUCAACCUGCAUGUGUGACAGCCAAAGCCAAGGCAAAGGAACUGAUGGAACUUCUGAAGAAAGAGAAGCUGUCUGAGAUCAAAUCCCAGCUGCUGCCGCUUCAAGGAAAACUGUGGCACCAGUGGUGCCAAAAGGACAAAGAACUCACUCACUUGCAAGAGAAGAGGAACAAGAGCAUUGAGCAUCAUCGCAGCGAUAUUGAAAAUGAGAAGAAAGUACUAAGAAGAAAGCAACUUGAGCAAGCUUUCCCUCUCAACCCACUGAUGAAAUCAUUCCUUGGCUUUCUUCAUGCCAAGCCAGCAGAUACCAAGAAAUACUUCCUGCAGUGGAUGAAGGUCUUUAUGGAUGAGCUGUCCUGUGGUCGCCUUGAAGAACUGAGGAGAGACUAUCAUGAGUUAUGGUCAGAAACCAGGACAGGAAAGAAAAGCAAAAAAAACCCCAGGGUGAAAGCUGAGGUGCUGGGUCGCUUGGAUGCCAUCUCUGAUGAAAUCAAUGAUUCAUCCAUUGGCCUGGAGCACCUUCUGAGAGAGGCAGGGCAGAUUUAUGAAGCUCUGCAAUUAAUGAACUCCAAGAAUGCCAAUUUUGACAAACUGCCAGAAAUUGCAGCAGAGCUGAUGGUUUCAGGGUACCCUGUGGAGCUGAUGGAUGGGGACGCUUCUUACCUGCCCUUGCGCUGGGUGGGAGCAAUCUUUGACAGCUUAAUUGAGAGGCUGGGGGACAAACGAGUGUUUGUGCUCUCUGUGCUCGGCAUCCAGAGCACAGGCAAGUCCACCCUGCUGAAUGCCAUGUUUGGUCUGCAGUUCAACGUCAGCGCAGGGAGAUGCACCCGUGGAGCCUUCAUGCAGCUGAUCCCAGUGGGAGAGGAGCUGCAGCAAGACUUGGGCUUUGAUUUUGUGCUGGUGGUUGACACAGAGGGACUUCGAGCCAUCGAGAUGGCCAAUAAACAGUCUCUGAACCAUGACAAAGAGCUGGCCACCUUUGUCAUUGGUGUUGGCAACAUGACUGUGAUCAAUAUCUUUGGAGAAAAUCCAUCAGAAAUGCAGGAUGUUCUCCAGAUUGCUGUGCAGGCUUUCCUGAGGAUGAAGCAAGUCAAUCUUUCCCCAAGCUGCCUCUUUGUCCACCAAAACGUGGGAGAAGCAGCUGCCAAGGAGCAGAACAUGGAAGGACAAAGGCGUUUGCAGGAAAAGCUGGAUGAAAUGACCGUGGUAGCUGCUCAGCAGGAAUUCUGUGACAUCUCCUCCUUCAGCGAUGUCAUUGGCUUUGAUGUGAACACCCACAUUCACUACUUUGCUCACCUGUGGGAAGGAAACCCCCCAAUGGCACCACCCAACCCCACCUACUGCCAGAAUGUCCAGCAACUGAAGAGCCAAAUCCUCCAGGCUGCCAAGAAGCAGUCACAGUGCAGCAUUUUGAGGCUCUCGAGCCUGAAAGUUCGUAUUGGUGACCUCUGGAAUGCUUUGGUGAAUGAAAACUUUGUGUUCAGCUUCAAGAAUUCCCUGGAGAUUGCUGUGUACAGGAAACUGGAAAGUGCCUUUAGUCAGUGGACCUGGAAGCUGAGGAGUCACAUCUUAGAUGUACAGAUGAGACUGGACAACAAAAUUCGGAAUGGGGACAUGCAGAAUGUCACCAGAGAACACCUUGAAGGGCUGGUGCAAGAGACAAGUGAUGCCAUUGAGAAAGAAGUGGAAAAGUAUUUCAGGGAAGACAAAGACUGUGAGACACUGGUCCAGUGGAAAUCAAGCACAGAGCUGAAGCUGAAAGACCUAAAAGAGACUCUUCUUCUUGAAACAAAAAAGAAAUGUGAGAAUCUCAUUGAGCUCCAGAAGGAGCAGAGGAAACUGGAUGCAAGGAAGUUGAGCUAUGAAGAUGAGCUCCUGAGAAGGAGUCGGGAGCUGGCUGUGAGUCUGAAAGGGAAGAGCCUCAGUGAGAGAGAACUGAAGGACAACUUUACUCUUGUCUGGAAUGAGUGGAUUGCCGAAGUCUCCUGUGCUGCUCGUCCUCCAGAACGGGUGGAUAUUGAUGCAGAAAUUGAAGAUGUCCUUGUGGAGCAGUUUAAGGAGCCAGGUUUCCCUGCACGGCUGAGAUCAUUUCCCAGAGGCAGAGGGUUUUCUUUUGAUCCAGAGAAACACAUCAUGAAGAAAAAGUAUUUAGGCUAUUUCCCAGGUUUCAGGAGCCUUUCCAAUGCUGAUAUGAUCAAAUUUCAGCACGUCACAGACAACAUCAUAGCGUGUGUGAAGACAAACAUUGCUAAGAAGGAAGAGGAGAAACGGAAUUACAGUCAAAAUUUUAUCCAUGAAAUACUCAAUGAAGUACAGAAAGGUGUCAGCUCUGUCCCCAGUGAUGCACCCUGUACUUUUAACAGAGAGUACAGCAUAGAUUUGUCUCUGUAUCUGUGCAGAAUGGCAGCAGAAAGGUUUAAAGCCAUGCACAAAGCAUUCCAGAAGGCAAAUGACCCAGUUGUGUACCUGAGCAGCAAGAGAGAAGAUUUCUUCCAAUGUUUCCAGAUUUCCUGCCAAGGAGCCACUUCUGUCACAACUUUUGUUGUUUUUCUUUGUGACAAGAUUGAACCAGCUCUUAGCCGUGCAGUCUAUGAGAGGACAGCUAAAGCCAUUGCUGAGGACAUGCAGGGCAAAUCCCCGGAUUUCAGGGGCAGCAGAGCCAAUCUGGAAGUUUGCAUCCUGAGAUACCUGGCAGAAGAGGAAAAUUUUGAGUAUUUCAAGCAGUACCUUACGUCUCCAAAACAGUUUUGUGAGAGUUACAUUGAGACACGAGUUAGGAAUUACUGUUUAGAUGGGAGUAGGAGGCUGAAGAUGUUUUUAGAUUCCUCCCUUGAUAUUCUGUAUAAAAAUCUCCUGUCAGCUGUUUCUAUAUCAACCCAAAUUUUCAAAGACAGAAAAGACAGAGAAGACAAAGUUUCUAUUUGGCUGGAUGAAUUUUGCAGGCAACUGACUGAGGUGAUCAACCUGCCCAGAAGUGACCUGAAGGGCAUUGAGCAUCAGGAGGUCACAGACAUUGAGUUCCUCAGCAGUGCCAUGGCACAACCUCUGGAUGACCUGAGGGACAAGCUCAUGAAAGAAUUUGCUGGUGCUGACUUGAGCUCAUUUCCAAGGCAGCCUCACACCAUCCUGGCAGAGCAUUUUUCGGGGUGCUGGGCGCAGUGUCCCUUUUGUGGGGCUGUCUGCACAAACACCAUGUGGAAUCACCAUGGAGACCAUCAAGUGGUCUACCAUCGACCACAGGGUUUGAUGGGACUCAAGUGGCAUGAGACAGACCACCUGGCCAUUGAUAUUUGUUCCAGCGAUGUUGCAAGUGACUGCACAUUCAGAGUUCGUGGCAGUGAAUGGAUUCCCUACAAGAGAUACCGGGAUGCUGGACCUCCUUAUUCCACUUGGAAAAUUCUUCCUGAUUCAUCCAUGCAGGCAUACUGGAAAUGGUUUGUGUCUCGUUUCAGGACACAGCUGGAAGCUUUGUACAAUGGGAAAUUUCAGGGCAAAGGAGAAAUCCCUGAGGCAUGGCAGAGAAUUACCAAGGAGGAAGCUCUGUCUGAGCUGGACAAGUUUAACCCAUGUCCUCAGAAAGGAAGAACCUCAAGGUUUUUGCAGUUUAAAACAGCUUUGUCCCAGGGUCUCUCUCAAAUAAACAUAACAUGAUGCUCUCAUGCCACGUGGAAAUUACAGCUUCUAAUUCCUCCCAAAUUUCAUUAAAGAAGGCGUAUUACUGCAGCCUUUGCUUAUUAACGCAUUCCCUCAUGAUAAAGCCAGAAUCCUCUUGCCUUUUUGCCAUAAACUUUUCCCUCAGCUUUGUCUUCGAGCCAAACCAAACCACCUCCUUGGGCAAUUGGCCUCCUGGCCAAGGCUGAGCCCGAGGGCCAGUGACGGGGCAAAGGCAGCACUCAAAGCACCCCUUGGAUCAGCUGCUGUGAGACAAGAAGGGACAGUGCCCCAAAGGCAGUUUUCCUGCAGCAAGGAGCUGUCCUGCUCAGAGAGAGGCCUGCGGGACCUGAGGCCAGUUCCAUGCUGGCUGCAAGCUGGGAUGAUUGGCUUUUGGGUGCCAUCCUUCCUUCCCUCCAUCGCUGCAGCCUCCUGGACCAAAUCAGGCUGUUCUCCCAGUAGGCGCUGUUGUGCCUGUGGGCUCAGGAAAGCAGUGACACCACCACCCUGGGGCGCAGGCAGUGCUUUCACUGCCUGUCUCAGAGGUGCUGUGUCUCUGUCCAGAACAGCCACUCCUGCUCAGGUGCCUGGGGCUGCUGCCCUUCCCUCCAGCCCUCAGCCCCAGCAGGAGUUGCUCCUGCCCUUGGCCUCACUGCAGAGCGAAAGCCUUUGGAAUGCCCCAUGUGGAGAAUCCUGUCUGCCAGCACCUUCUGCAGCAGCUGUCAGAUUCAGGGUCCUUUCUCUUCUUGGUUCAGCUUUCUCCGAGGUCUGUGUCCAGGCAGAGCAGUUCCUUCACAUUCUACUGAACAGAUCCUCUUUAUUUCCUCAUCUUUGACUAAAACAAAACCAAAUAAUUCAAGGGGAAAAAAGCUGCUGAAGGAUUGCUGCUGCAGCUUUUGCAAGGCCAGGGAAAGGGAAAAAAACUUCUUGCUUCAUCUAACAAAAAACCAAGCCAGCUAAGCAACAAAGUAAUGCUGUCACAGGGCAUCCAAGAUCACCCGUGAGUGAGGCUUUGUGUUGCCUCCCGCUUGAGGCGCGGCGUCUUGGGUCAGGAACGGCACGGCGGCAACCCCUCUUGCCACUCGGUCCAAUUACUCGCACACACCAAUGUGGUCGACGGUAAAUGGUGUUUAUUAACCGUUGGGUAGGGGUUUUUAUAGCAGGGGCCAACGGUAGAGCAACGGUAAAGGGGGAAGGGUCCCUGCUUGCCCGUGACAUCGCGAUAUUUGCGCACGCUGAUCUCCCACACUUCCCCCCCCCUUAUGACUAGUUAAAAACAUGACAAAUGUGAAGGUUAAAACUGACAGCAAACAUAAAAAUGUGCUGAAACUGAACAAUAUAACAUAACCAUAACAAACCCAAACAAACAAAAUGUUAACUAACCCCACCUGGUUUGUAAAAACAACAACAAAAAAAAAAAUUCAGGACAUCUUCCUUGGCUUUGUCAUCUUUGCAGAGGUGCUGGAAACCUUUGGGCUGAUCGAUCGUUCCAUUCAGAUAGAGUCAGAACCUGGCCAGGGUUCCAACUCUAUCCGAUGGACACUACUUCAUUCCAUUCAAGCAGAGUCUGAACCUGGCCAGGGUUCAAACUCCGCUCAAUGGACACCAUUCUAUCCAUUCAAGUAGGGUCAGAACCUGGCCAGGGUUCCACUUGAUGGAUAUUGUUUAAAAUAAGGCUUCCAAAAACAACAUUUAACUAUGAUGUCGCUUUGUUGGGGUUUCCUCUGCGCCGGCCCCUCCUUUAACUCAGCCACUGAGUCAACCUCGGUCCGCCAUCGGGCUGCUUGAUGGUUUGUCACAGCCCUCAGGACACGAGGUAUGUGGGCCGUCGCGGAGUCUGGGGAUUCAGUCCUGCAAAACAAGCUUUACAAAUCUUAUUAGUUUUUGCCCUGAUGGUCUGGUUUUACUGACUUAAGUGGGCACCAUUCAAUUCUACUAUCUUCUUAAACUUCCAGGGGACCCCAGAUCUUUCCAGGGGACCCCAAAUUCCAUGGGGAGAACCCCAAGUCUCUGGUGGGGGGUCAGAGUAACCACUCCCUGCUGCUUUCCAGCUGCUGCUGCUGCUGCUGCUGCCAGUGUCGGAAGCGUUUGGUUUUGGGGUGCAGGAACUGCACCAUGUCCAUGGGUACCGCACCGUGUCCAAACCGUUCACCGUGACGUCACACCAGAAGUGUCCCCAGCGUGUGGUGGGCUCUGGUGGCAGCUGCAGGGCAUGGUGGGGCACAAAAGCCCUGAGGUUCUUGAGGAAGUGCCGGGCCACGAUGUGAGGGGUGAGCUCCCAGCUCGAGUCUGACCCAGGUCCGGAACGCAACUGGCUGGAGACUUCUGGGCUCCUGGACCUUCUCAUUAGACUUUUACUGCACCCCUCCUUCUUGGCUUUGGGCUGCUUCCUCCCUCUAGGCUCCCCCCACCUCCUGCUGGAGGAGGCUAGCAUCUUGCAAGUCUUCAAACUUGAGCUCUGAGCAGUCUCAUUAACCCCUCUGUGCUUUUCCUUUCUCCCUCGUUUGCGCGGACGCGGGUGCGGUCGGCAGGGGCAGAGAGAGGGGCUGCAGUACAAUGCGGGCACGCGCUCCCCCGCCUCCAGGGUUCACCAUCCUGCAGCAUGCAAGGCCCAGGCCUCACCAGGCCCUAAGGUAACGGCAGCACCCCGUGUCCCCGAGCCAACGGCAGCGCUCUGCGCCCCUGAGCCAACAGCUGCGCUCUGCGCCUCAGCAGUAGCGGCUGCAGUCCGCGCCUCUUGUAACAGCCCCUUCCAAAAUGACUGCUUCUCCUCUGCUGCCAGUGCGCCCGGGCUCGGGAGCUGGGGAGAAAGUUCCCGUGGCUGUAAAUUCCCCCACUCAGCAACUUCAUGAUUCUGUGUGUCCGCCCCCAUACCCAGCCGAGACUCCGCCUGCGGACCGCCCUGUACGGCCUCCCACUUUUCCCGCUCCAGGCGAGAUUUCUGUAGGGCCCGCAUGACUUUUCCCCAUAAUUUUAGAUUUUUCCCCGACCCUGAGGACAUUGCUUCCUCAGCUAGGGCGCGAGUACAAUUGUCCCACACCUCCGGGCAUAAAAUAUGUCCCGGCUGCCCAAGAACCUCUAACUGCAGGAGCCUUGUCACAGCGAGGAUAAAAUCUCCUGGCUUGCAGUCCACCCCUGACUGCCUAAAAACUUUAAAAAUGAUCUCAGCAUGAGACUCCAUUUCUCCUUUGCUGGUCAUCUGGGGGCGUCCCCCCCACCGGAGUUGAACCCGCCGCUCCAGCCGCCAUUCACCCGCCCAGGCGACCCCCGUCCCCCGGGCACCUUCCUUUUUUCCUUCCCGGGUUUUGGCACCACUUGCUGCCUCCCGCUUGAGGCACGGCGUCCUGGGUCGGGAACGGCACGGCGGCAACCCCUCUUGCCACUCGGUCCAAUUACUUGUACACACCAAUGUGGUCGACGGUAAAUGGCGUUUAUUAACCGUUGGGUAGGGGUUUUUAUAGCAGGGGCCAACGGUAGAGCAAUGGUAAAGGGGGAAGGGUCCCUGCUUGCCCGUGACAUCGCGAUAUUUGCGCACGCUGAUCUCCCACAGGCUUUGAACCACGCCUACACAAAAGCCCCAAGGCUCUUGUUAGUGCCUUUCAGUGGCUACCUGCAACAGACAUUAGAAAAGAUUAAGAAAAUUAAAGUAGGCAUUUAUUAAAGUAUGGGGAGGCAGCUGGGCAGUGGAGCAGGAAGUACUGUGGAGAUGAUGGAUGGUCCAGACAUCCUGGCUCUUGUGGGGAAGAAACCAUGGGAAGUUCAAACAGUAAUGUAAGAGGGGAAGCAAAAAGGAAUGUAGUGCUUUAAGUAAGUCAUAUAAGGCUGCAGGUGCUUGGGGUUAAGCAAUGUAGCUAAGAAACAUUAGUAAUGUGAUUAUUGCUUGGCAGUGGAAAAUUUUAUCUAAAGCUGUUAGAUUAUAUAUACCCAGCUCUAGAGAUAAUAGUAGACAACUUCACGGCUUCGCUGUAUGAACAAUAAACAAUUUCUUGCUAACAUC
Molecule: messenger RNA, 11733 nt
Organism: Haemorhous mexicanus (house finch)
Lineage: Eukaryota; Metazoa; Chordata; Aves; Passeriformes; Fringillidae
Product: interferon-induced very large GTPase 1-like
Exons: 3
Coding region: 348-7736 (2462 amino acids)
Molecular function (GO): GTP binding
Source: RefSeq, a predicted model, not a curated record